AUGGGGCAAGAUUCACGCUCGCGGAAGGCCCGUUUGCAGCAGGUACUGUCGCAAAUCUGUGAUAAAAUGAAUUUGCAAAGUCUGGCAUUGCGUUAUCACAAUGCGGCAAUGGCAUAUGCUGCGCGUGCCGCUGACUACGAUUUGCAGUAUCGUUGUUUACUGUCGAAGCUACAUUUCUCUGGUGAUCAGCGUCUGAAAACAGCAAUUGAACUGGUCCAUGCGGCUGCAAACUUAAAAGAUCAGCAGGCCCUGUGCGAAUCGAGAUUCAUAUUAGCCCAAGAGAAAAUCCGAGCUAAGGAUUUUGUUGGCGCGAAAUGGGACCUUAUUUCGAUGCUAGCUUCAGGAGAGCAUGAAAAACUGGAGGAAGACGAGCGAAGUACUUUCUUCCAAAUGCUGAUUAUGGGCAAGUUUUUCUUUCGUCAUCCACGUCGUUCUACAUCAAUUUUUUUUGGAGCUGUUGCAGCUUGCUGUCUGUAA
Messenger RNA from Gongylonema pulchrum, 477 nucleotides. NCBI's taxonomy places the organism in Eukaryota, Metazoa, Nematoda, Chromadorea, Rhabditida, Gongylonematidae. The record is from the annotation of a GenBank genome assembly.